Molecule: messenger RNA, 721 nt
Organism: Abrus precatorius (Indian licorice)
Lineage: Eukaryota; Viridiplantae; Streptophyta; Magnoliopsida; Fabales; Fabaceae
Product: non-specific lipid-transfer protein-like protein At2g13820
Exons: 3
Coding region: 79-558 (159 amino acids)
Biological process (GO): lipid transport
Molecular function (GO): lipid binding
Source: RefSeq, a predicted model, not a curated record
AAAUACUAGCUGAGGUUAUAGUCAUAAACAAUAUCCGCUUCUCAGUUAAAAGGAUUGAACCAUAUUUGUAUAGUUCCAAUGGCACAGGGGAAAAUGAAGAUGGGUCUAGUUUUGGUAGUAAUGGGCAUCCUAUAUGGAGAAGCUGCGGCACAAUCAAGUUGCACAAGUGUGUUAGUGACCCUCUCACCGUGCCUUAACUACAUCACUGGGAACUCCUCAACCCCAUCUUCAGGAUGCUGCUCACAGCUAGCCAGUGUUGUAAGCUCACAACCACUGUGUCUGUGUGAGGUUCUUAACGGGGGAGGAUCAUCACUCGGAAUCAACAUCAACCAAACCCAGGCUCUAGCCUUACCUGGUGCUUGCAAUGUGCAGACCCCACCCAUCUCCCAGUGUAAUGCUAAUUCGCCAGCAGAAUCUCCUAAUUCGGAUCCAUCAGGAACCGUACCCACAACAGACAAUGGCGCGUCCGGUGGAACUUCGGUCAAGUUAUCGAUUCCUCUGCUGUUCAUUGUUUUUGCAGCAACAUAUUCUUCAUCAAUCCGUUCUUCUCUCAUUUAAUAUGAUAUCGACUACAUGUGUGUGAAAAUGGAUAUGUCAUUUUGUUCCUUAGUUUCAAGAGUACGCCCAUAUUCAUUUAUUUGACCUGUUCUUGGUUACAUAAUUUUGUAUUGUCGAGAGAUAUUCAUUCUCGCCUUCACCAAUAAAUAUGGAUUGUUAUUUG